UUCAAAGCGAGGUUGUCGCAAACCCAGAGGCAAUCUGUCUUGCGAAAUAGUAGAGAGAGAAGGAAGACGAUGGGUCCGAUCCUACAAACCAUUGUGACUGUGCUCCUUCUCCUUAUGCUUCUUCUCAUCAUCAUUUUCCUCUUCUUUCUCUUCAAACCAUGGCGCUUCUUUUCCUCUUCGCGCUUCCGCUCCUCAAACAAGGGCGAGCUAGAUAGGCCCCUCGUUCUAUCCGAAGACGAUGCAAAUGCGUCGUCGUUUAAUCAGAAUCAGACCAAUGAAUUGCCUAGGGAUUAUGAUCUCGAGGGCGCCUGUUAUCCCACUGAAGCUCAUUUUCGCUCUCCCAGAACUCAUGGCCAAGGCCUUGUUCAUAAGCAAAGGCUUCAAACCCUUUCCGCUUCACCUAACAUGCCUCAGGCUGGUGAUACUCUCAUUGUCGAUGUAAUCUCCGAUCCUUCCUCUGAAGACGUUGACGUUGGUCAAACGCUUAAGCUUCCCGCAGCUCAUUUAGCUCAAAUUCAUAAGCAUGGCCCGCCCACUUUCCAAACUGAAAGACUUCACCACUUUGUCGAAAGAGAUAUCUCUGAUCAAAGAAGUUGCCUCACUCUGGAGGUUAUCAGUGGCCCUUCUCAGGGACUCCGGUGUUCCGUGCAGUCGACAAACCCCUCUCGUCUACCCCUCACCUUGGGGAGGGUUUCUCCAAGUGAUUUGUUGAUCAAGGAUUCAGAAGUGUCGGGAAAGCAUGCGUUGAUCAAGUGGAAUUUGGAUAAAAUGAAAUGGGAGUUGGUGGAUAUGGGUAGUCUGAAUGGAACGCUGUUGAAUUCCAAGCCAAUCAACCAUCCGGACACUGGAAGUAGGAACUGGGGAGAUUCGAUGAAUCUUGCUAAUGGAGAUAUCAUAACACUUGGAACAACGUCAAAAAUAAUGGUUCAUGUUACUUCGCAAACUCAGCAUCACAUUCCCUUUGGAGUUGGUAUGGCAUCAGAUCCCAUGGCUUUGCGUCGAGGAGGAAAAAAGCUUCCUAUGGAAGACAUGUGCUAUUAUCAAUGGCCUCUACCUGGGCUGGAUCAGUUUGGACUUUUUGGCAUUUGUGAUGGGCAUGGUGGAGAUGGGGCUGCCAAAUCUGCUAGCAAACUUUUUCCUGAGAUAAUUGCUAGCAUUUUAUCGGAUUCAUUAAAAAGGGAAAGGGUUUUAUCACUCUGUGAUGCUUCAGAUAUUCUUCGAGAUGCAUUUUCUCAAACAGAAGCACACAUGAAUCACUAUUAUGAGGGAUGUACAGCAACAGUGCUUCUGGUGUGGACUGAUGGCAAUGAAAAUUUCUUUGCGCAAUGUGCUAAUGUUGGAGACUCCGCCUGCAUUAUGAGUGUGAAUGGGAAACAAAUCAAGAUGACAGAAGAUCACAAGAUAGCGAAUUAUUCUGAAAGACUCAGAAUCGAAGAAACAGGUGAACCAUUAAAAGAUGGGGAAACACGUCUAUAUGGUAUAAAUCUGGCAAGAAUGCUUGGGGACAAAUUCCUGAAACAGCAGGAUUCCCGGUUCAGUUCAGAACCUUACAUAAGUCAAGUGGUGCAUAUUGAUGAAGCAAGCAAGGCUUUUGCUAUUCUAGCUAGCGAUGGGUUAUGGGAUGUCAUCAGCGUGAAGAAGGCAAUUCAGCUCGUGUUCCAGAUGAGGGAGAGAUGCUAUUCAGAGAGAGAGAGUACAGCAGAAAAGACUGCUAGUUUGUUGUUGAAUGAGGCUAAAACACUCCGAACAAAGGAUAAUACCUCUGUAAUUUUCUUAGAUUUUGAUACCUCCAACAGAUUCUCUUGUAAAGUUGAAUCCUAGUAUGAAUUAGGAAUAGUGUUACAGUAAUAUUAAUACAUAUUUUUGUUCUCUCAAGCUCUAUCCUUAUUUUGUUCUCAAGCCCAACUCAUGGAAUCAGAUAAAUGAAAAAACGGAGAAAAAACGCAAUGAUAAUUUCGUUUAGUUCCCGGAGGAAUGCUA
Messenger RNA from Cajanus cajan (pigeon pea), 1980 nucleotides. It is a transcript of the gene KAPP, whose product is annotated as kinase associated protein phosphatase. Lineage: Eukaryota; Viridiplantae; Streptophyta; Magnoliopsida; Fabales; Fabaceae. Gene Ontology annotation, molecular function: protein serine/threonine phosphatase activity; protein binding; cation binding. Gene Ontology annotation, biological process: protein dephosphorylation. The record is from RefSeq and is a predicted model, not a curated record.